AUGUCUUCUAAUUUUUUAACAACACUUUCUCAAGAUUUAUCAACCUUAUUGAAUAAAGGUGACUUUUAUGAUACAAUAAUUGAAGUUGGUAAUGAAUCGACCAACAAAAAAACUUUUCAAGCACAUUCAGUUAUACUUUAUGGUAGAAGUGAAUUUUUUAAAGUGGCUUUGUCACAACAAUGGGCACGAAAAAUUGGUGAUAAAUUUUUCAUAAAUUUGCAUGAUAUGAAUUUUUCAUUUGAUACAUUUGAAUUGAUACUCAA
This is a messenger RNA of Dentiscutata heterogama, 263 nucleotides long. Lineage: Eukaryota; Fungi; Glomeromycota; Glomeromycetes; Diversisporales; Gigasporaceae. The record is from the annotation of a GenBank genome assembly.